AUGACAAUAACCAGUUCAUUUUAGAGUGAGCUAGGAGUUUGAUCCGUGUACAAAAUUUGGUUUGUGUUUCGCAUUUCGUUGCAGAUCCUGACAGAUCCACAUUGUGUCCCACACUAAUCAAUCACAGCGAGGCUGAUGUCAUGGAUUCUUGUAAACGACUCAAUCAGGAACAAGGCUUUCCCCCAUCCUUCAUGAACAUUGCUGACGCCGUCAGGCUAUAAAAAGCGAACUCCGAGUCCAGUUUUCCUUAUUCUGUGUCUGAAAGUGACCGUCAUUAUGGCUGAUGAGAAGAAAUCGCAGCCAACCUCCAAGAAGGGCGCGAAGAAAACCAUCAAGAAGGCACCAGGCAAAGGCAGCAAGAAAAGGAAACGAUCCAGGAAAGAAAGUUACUCCAUCUACAUCUACAAAGUGAUGAAGCAGGUUCACCCCGACACCGGCAUCUCCUCCAAGGCCAUGAGUAUCAUGAACUCGUUCGUCAACGAUAUUUUCGAGCGCAUCGCGGGGGAGGCUUCCCGCCUGGCCCAUUACAACAAGCGCAGCACCAUCAGCUCCCGGGAGAUCCAGACCGCCGUGCGGCUGCUGCUGCCCGGGGAGUUGGCCAAGCACGCCGUGUCGGAGGGUACAAAGGCGGUGACCAAGUACACCAGCUCCAAGUGAGACACCACAUUGUACUGAGAAAAACACAUCCAAGACCCAAAGGCUCUUUUAAGAGCCACCCACAACUUCCCUGAAACAGCUGAACCAAUUUAAGUUUAAAAUGAUUUUGGGUUUGUAUUAUUAAUGUCCCUAGCCUUUGUUUUUUUUUUAUACAAAUGUUUUAGAAGUUAAUGUGUGGUCCAUGAUCUUCUGCCGUUUAUUUUCGGUUACGGCCAUACGCUGUGUCUUUUCCCUGCCUCUACAGAGCAUAAUUAUUGCCACUUAGUCAUUUCUCAGCAGCUUCCAUUUUUUCAAGUUCCUCUUUAACACUUGAUCACCCCGGGAAACAAAAUUAACUUCGAAUCCCAUGAAUAGAGUUUACAAUCUACUUGUUUUUCUUUUAAUUUCACAAUGAACCGAGAUAAAGCCAGAGCAGCUGCCGAAUUACGAUAGCAAGUGUGAAAUUGUGCCUGAAGUCUGAUCAAGGACAAUAGGGGAGGGCAACUUCAAACUGUUGUUUUAAAGUUUGAACGCGAUCACCCGGAAGAACAUUGUGUGAGGUUUUGUCAAUAUUCGGUGUGCACUUGAAAAGUGAAAUUAAAAAAAAAAUAUGUGCAGAACGCAGUGCUUUUGUAUUUUUUUUUCUCUUUCCGCUUGUUCCUAACUUCAGAAAAUUCCAUUCAGAUGCAGAAAUGGACGGAUUCGAGUAGACUAGAGAAUGGGAUAAAGAAAAAUUGUGUAAAGUAUUGAUUUGUAAUGUCAAUGUAAUUUAACUUAUAAAAGAAAAGUUAAAUUGUUCAUUGUUCUUCCUCUUUUGUACAUGUUGGACGGUUUUUCAAACAAAUCGCGGUCGGUUCUGAAUCCUGAAUCCACCUGUGGCAACGAAAAUAA
Molecule: messenger RNA, 1527 nt
Organism: Rhincodon typus (whale shark)
Lineage: Eukaryota; Metazoa; Chordata; Chondrichthyes; Orectolobiformes; Rhincodontidae
Product: histone H2B 7-like
Exons: 1
Coding region: 277-657 (126 amino acids)
Cellular component (GO): nucleosome
Molecular function (GO): protein heterodimerization activity; structural constituent of chromatin; DNA binding
Source: RefSeq, a predicted model, not a curated record